Messenger RNA from Thlaspi arvense, 3527 nucleotides. The record is from the annotation of a GenBank genome assembly. Lineage: Eukaryota; Viridiplantae; Streptophyta; Magnoliopsida; Brassicales; Brassicaceae.
UGGGCUUGUACGGUAUAAUACACUUAAAAACGAGGGCCGAAAGUCGAAACCAAUUUUUGGCGAACAGAGGCGUUUUUUGAACUUUCGAGUUCUCUUCUUUCUCUCACUUUUUUUUCAAUUCCGCUUCUCCGUCUUCGGUGACAAACAUGUCUCAGUUUCUUCCGCACUUCUCUUCUUCUUCCAUGGCGAAUGAAGACGAAAUUCGUUCUUCCCUGGAGCCUUCGCAGCAAUCUCAGGAUUAUAUUUCAGAGCCGUACAUGGUGGGAUUCGUCAUCGCGAACAUAGUAGGGUUAAAGUACUACGCAGGGCGAAUCAACGGCCGAGAAUUGGUGGGUCUGGUUCGAGAGCCCCUGAACCAGUAUGACCAGAACGCAAUCAGAGUAUUGAACAUGCGAUCCGUUCAAGUAGGUCACAUCGAGCGUACGGUAGCCGCAGUUCUCUCGCCGUUGAUAGACUCUCACAGGAUCGUCGUCGAAGGUAUCGUACCCAAUACUCGUUCUAGCACCAAUAAGUUUAAAAUCCCUUGUCAAAUCCACAUCUUUGCAAAGUUAGAAGAGUCCUCCGCUGUGAAAUCAGCGAUUUCGCGAGCUGGGUUGGUGUUGAUUUCGGAUUCCGAUGCAUCGUUUGGGUUAUCAGAGGCUGUUGUGGUGAAGGAACAGAUGGGUAAUGGAGAUAAUAAGAGCGUGGACAAGAUUUUCAAACUAGUUGAUAAGAAUGUGAGGCAGAAGGAGAAAAUGGAUGAGGUUAAGCCGCCGAGGGAAGUGAUAAAGUCGGAACUCUUUGCUCAUCAGAAGGAAGGAUUGGGUUGGUUACUCGAGAGGGAGAAAUCUGCAGAGUUGCCUCCUUUUUGGGAGGAGAAAGAUGGAGAAUUCCUAAACGUCCUGACGAAUUACCGCACGGAUAAGCGGCCUGAAUCUUUGCGUGGAGGGGUGUUUGCUGAUGAUAUGGGUUUGGGUAAGACACUUACUUUGCUUUCCCUGAUAGCUUUUGAUAGAUAUGGCAAUGCAUCCACCAGUGCGCCGACUGAAGAACCUUUGGAUGUAGAAGGAGACAAGAUUGAAAAGAAGGGUAAAAAGAGAGGAAGGGGUAAGAGCAGUGAUAGUGGAACUCGAAAGAAGCUUAAAUCUGAUGAUGGUGUUGGCAUGAGUGUGUCUCAAAAGACAACGUUGAUCGUUUGUCCACCUUCUGUGUUUUCAACAUGGAUUACACAGCUAGAGGAUCAUACUGUACGGGGAAGCUUGAAAGUGUAUAUGUAUCAUGGUGGCGAAAGGACAGACGAUGUUAAUGAGCUUAUGAAGCAUGAUAUAGUGCUGACUACUUACGGGACUUUGGCUGCUGAGGAACCGUGGGAAGAUUCUCCUGUCAAAAAGAUGGAGUGGCUGAGAAUAAUUCUGGACGAGGCACACACCAUUAAGAAUGCAAAUGCUCAGCAGAGCCGAGCGGUUUGUAAACUGAAGUCUUCCCGCAGAUGGGCUGUCACAGGAACUCCUAUCCAGAAUGGUUCAUUUGAUUUGUACUCUUUGAUGGCGUUUCUCCGGUUUGAGCCGUUUUCAAUAAAGAGUUAUUGGCAAAGCUUGAUACAACGCCCGCUUAGUCAAGGGAACAAGAAGGGGCUUUCACGUCUGCAGGUGUUGAUGGCGACUAUUUCGUUGAGGAGAACAAAAGAAAUGAGUUCGAUUGGUUUGCCACCUAAGACGGUUGAAACUUGCUAUGUUGAACUCUCACCGGAAGAACGUCAGUUAUAUGAUCACAUGGAAGGAGAAGCCAAAGGUGUUGUGCAGAAUCUUAUAAACAGUGGAAGCUUGAUGCGCAACUACUCGACAGUUUUGAGUAUAAUCUUACGGCUUAGACAGCUUUGUGACGACGUUUCUCUAUGCCCUCCAGAAUUAAGAUCUUUUUCCACUUCUACGUCUGUUGAAGAUGUGACUGAUAAGCCAGAGCUGCUGCAAAAGCUGGUUGCAAUAUUGCAAGAUGGAGAAGAUUUUGACUGUCCAAUUUGCAUAUCUCCACCAAGAGACAUCAUCAUCACUCGAUGUGCUCACAUCUUUUGCAGGGCCUGUAUUCUCCAAACCCUUCAAAGAACUAAACCCUCUUGCCCUCUUUGCCGUGGUUCUCUAACCCAAUCCGAUCUCUACAAUGCUCCUCCUCCUCCUCCGGAUACUUGCAAUACUGAUGAAGGAGACGCAAAAUCUUCGACCAAUUCCUCAAAGGUUUCGGCUUUACUAUCCCUUCUCAUCGCAUCGAGACAGGAAAACCCCAACACAAAGUCUGUGGUGUUCUCUCAGUUCAGGAAAAUGCUGCUUCAACUAGAAAUGCCGCUGAAAGCUGCGGGUUUCACCAUCUUACGCUUGGAUGGGGCAAUGACUGUGAAGAAACGGACACAAGUCAUUGGAGAGUUUGGGAAACCGGAGUUAACCGGACCCGUGGUGUUGCUUGCGAGCCUCAAGGCAUCUGGUGCUGGUAUAAACCUUACUGCAGCCUCGAGGGUUUACAUGUUUGACCCUUGGUGGAAUCCUGCUGUUGAAGAACAGGCCAUGGACAGGAUUCAUAGGAUUGGGCAAAAGCAGGAGGUUAAAAUGAUAAGGAUGAUUGCGAGAAACAGCAUCGAAGAGAGGGUCCUUGAGCUUCAGCAGAAGAAGAAGAAUCUUGCAAACGAAGCUUUUAAAAGAAGGCAUAGGAAAGAUCAAAGAGAGGUCAAUGUCGAAGACGUGAUUGGUCUCAUGUCUCUGUGAAGUCUGAAUGCCUGUUUUUUUUUUUUCUUCGUUCUCUUAAGAUGAACCGGUGCGUGAAACAUAUGUGAUGUGGGACAUGGAUGGUUACUCAAUCCCAGCUGAAAAUCUCUUCCCUUAUACGAUUAGGGAGCAAAUCAAAUCAAGAAUAGAAAAGGAGGGUUUUUAUGGGCCUGUGUCCUUCUCGGUGUAUGGGUGUUGGAAUACAUGGUCGACUGAACUGGAAAACCGACUUUGCAGAGCCGACUUUGAUACCAAUCUUAUCGAAGGGGGGAAACUUGAGAGGCUUCACGCAAUUAUAGUAGACCUUGUUGCCUCGUCAUGUCUCAUGUUUGAGCCAACAAAUUUGCUGAUAGUCUCUGAAAACAAGGAGAUGAUGGAACAAAACCGAAGAUUCUCCCGUCUUCGUGAAGCUUUAGAAGGUAGAGGUUUCACUAUUACCGUCGCACAGCUUGAGACACUCAUGGACCCAGAGUUUCAAAUGCCUUAUUAUAUCGUAGCUGAUGAUGAUGAUGAUCUCGAUUCACGCGGAUGCUCACAAGAAGCUGCCUGAAUGGGCCAAGUAAGAAACUGCCUCUCAAUAGGCUUGUGAAGAUAUCUCCCCUGUUUUCGGUUUAGUUUAACUUUUAUGAUCGGUUUCGUUAUUUUAAGACUCUUAUUACUUCGGACAAGAGAAGACCAGAACGCAGCUCUAAUACGAUAAGGCAUGUAAAAAGUACUCGUAAACAUUUAUACAAUGAUUUAUGAAAAAUAACAUAAUGUAAGUUUUCAUGAUUAGUCUAUAUCCGUUAGUGAGAA